This is a messenger RNA of Menidia menidia (Atlantic silverside), 3648 nucleotides long. The record is from the annotation of a GenBank genome assembly. NCBI's taxonomy places the organism in Eukaryota, Metazoa, Chordata, Actinopteri, Atheriniformes, Atherinopsidae.
AUGGCGGCGCGAGUCAUACUCCUCUUUCUGUUGUUCUGUCAAGGGGAAAGAAGUGGAAUUUCAGAGGCCGCCGGCCUUUCAGAAGAAGACGAGGACUUUCAGUUGUUAUCAGGCAAAAAAGAAGUCUCGCAUCACGCUGAGACAGUCGAGAGAAUAAAGGACCUUGGAGCCGGUGGUAAUAGUACAAAAAACGAUACGAGGCAUCUGCCAAACGUGGCUUUCCAGCUAAGCGACGGAAAACCUGAUGAUUUCGACUCCGGGAGCAGCUCAGGAAAGCAAACAGAUGUGCUUAGCCCCCCUGAGUCUGCCUCUGCUGCACCCCUAAGGUCUAAACAUAGCCCCGAACGCAGCGUGGACCCCGGGAGAAGGAGCAGUUGGACUAAUGGGGAGCUCGAAGGUGCGAUUAAUGGCUUCAGGCUGGUGCCGAGCUCCGGGCUGCUGCGCGACGUCUUGCCCCAGCGUCCUGGCGCCGAGGCCGAGGCUCUGGCCGCCGCCGCCCGGCCUCGGCGCCGGCGGAGCUGGCUGUGGAACCAGUUCUUCGUGAUCGAGGAGUACCGAGGGCCCGAGCCCGUGCUCAUCGGACGGCUCCACACGGACAUGGACAGAGGAGACGGGCGCACCAAGUACAAGCUGGAGGGGGAGGGGGUGGGCUCUGUGUUUGUUAUCGACGGCAACACGGGGAACAUACACGUCACCAAGUCCUUGGACCGCGAGGAGAAAGACCAGUAUCGCCUCAUAGCCACGGCGACGGACCGUGAGACGGGCCGGGCGCUGGAGCCCUCCUCGGAGUUUGUCAUCCGGGUGCAGGACAUCAACGACAACCCACCCGUCUUCCCCAAUGAACCUUACGUUGCCAUGGUGCCGGAGAUGGCCAACAUAGGCACCUCCAUCGUCCAGGUCACAGCCGCCGACGCUGACGAUCCAACCUACGGAAACAGCGCCCGCCUGGUUUACGGGAUAAUACAGGGCCAGGACUUUUUCUCCGUGGACCCCGAGACAGGCGUCCUGCGGACGGCGGUACCAGACAUGGACAGGGAGAAGCAGGAUGAGUAUCUGGUGGUCCUCCAGGCCAAAGACAUGGGCGGGCAUCUGGGCGGUUUAUCGGGGACCACAACCGUCACCGUGAGGCUGAGCGACGUCAACGACAACCCGCCUCACUUCAGAAAGAGUGCGUGGUCGUUCUCCGUGUCGGAGCUGGCGGCGCCAGGUGUGGAGGUGGGCCGUGUCACCGCCUCCGAUCCCGACCUGGGAGAAAACGCACAGCUGGACUUCACCAUCCUGGACGCAGAGGAGGCGGAAAUAUUCAACAUAACCGGACGAGACAAAGAGGCCGUCAUUGUGCUCAACAAGCUCCUGGACUACGAGAGCUGCAACUCGUACACCUUCUCUGUGGAAGUCAUGAACCCCCUGGUAGACGCGCGCUACAUAAGAAAAGGCCCCUUUAAGGACCAGGCAACAGUCCAGGUCAUGGUCCUGAACGCCGACGAGCCCCCGAGAUUUUCCCAGACUCUGUACCAUCUGGACGUGUCGGAGAACUGCCCCCCCAUCUGCUCGGUUGGCCGGGUCCACGCAGUGGACCCAGACACAGGGCAGGGCACCAACAUCAGGUACUCCAUCGAUCCCCAGUCUGAUCCGGAGGCUUUGUUCCGCAUCGCCUCCAACACGGGGUUUAUCAGCACGGUGAUGGAGCUGGACCGUGAGGAGGAGCAGUGGCAUAACAUCACAGUCAUCGCCACGCAGAGAGACAACCCAAAUCUUGUGUCGAGGGUUGUGGUUGCCAUAGAGACGCUGGACCAGAACGACAACGCUCCAGAGCUGGACAGACAGUACACAACAUCAGUAUGUGACUCCAGUGCCCCCGGUCAGGUAGUUCAGGUUCUUCGAGCCAUCGACAGAGACCAGGGAGGACAGGACACCCCCGUCCACUUCAGUAUCCCUCCAGAGUCCAGCUCUGCUCUCAACCUGACCGUCAAGGAAACCGGAGGUGUGACAGCUAGUCUGGUGCUUCAGUCGGGAUUGGAGCCGCUCCCUGGCUUCUCCCCCUCCCUGCUCACCCUCUAUGUGCCAGUGGUGCUGCGUGACGGGGCCUCGGGUCUGACCAACACUGGCACGGUCACCGUGACCAUUUGCCCAUGUCUGCAAGGAGGCAUGCAGACCGAGGACAGGGGCCGGCAGAAGGAGAGGCGGUGGGAGAGACACACCGUGUGUCUGCCAGUGCCGUCCACCUCCCCGUCCCUCAUCUUCAGCCUGGUCACUCUGCUGGCCAUGCUGGCCUGCGUGACCACACUGCUGGUGGUGUGUGCACUCUCGCUGUCAUUACGGCAUCAGAAACGAGACUCCCACUCACCCUUUGAGGAGGAUGAUGUCAGAGAAAACAUCAUAUCCUACGAUGACGAGGGGGGAGGGGAGGCCGACACCUCAGCCUUUGACAUUACCGCCCUGCAGAGCAUGCAGAGAAUACAGCACAUGCACAACAACAGGAACAUAUGGUACACCCAGCAGAACGCGCCCAGAGCCAGGACGUACAGCUGGGGCCGGCACCCACGCCCCGGCCUGGGCCCCCAGCAGCGUCCGGGCUCCGCCCCGCUGUACGGACGCCUCUGCUACGGCGUCAACACGCUGCCCGUCCUCCGGGACUACCCGGCCGGGCCGCUGGAGGGAGGCCUGCAGCUGGCCCAGCUCACCCAAGCGCUCGCGGGAGGUCACUUGGGCAAUUCCCUCUUCAUCCCCAAGCAGAGCACCUUUGAGCCGCCGCCGCCGCCGCGCUCCCCUGAGACCAGCCUCGGCGGUUUCGAGGCAGAAAACGCGCCGGCGAGGAACACAAUUACAAACAGUAAUGAAAGCGGUGGAGCGGACACGGCUGGUGGAAAAGAGAAAGAGGAUCAGAGCAAGACGAACCCGACGGGGGCAGAGUCGGCGGCGGCCGGCGUCCCGGCGGACCUGACCUACGAGUCUCUGUGCCGGAGCCACGCCAGCUUCUCGUCCAAUCAGCAGGAGGGCCGGCCGGGCUCGUCCCAGACCCAGGCCAGCACGGCCGACGACAUGGAGACUGACUCCUCCUUCCCCUCGCUCUCCGAGCACAACUACCCCGACGGGAGCGCCCCCUACAGCAUCGUGGGCUCGCUGAACCCCGGCAGCCUGGGGGCGUGCGUGAACGGCGGCGGCGGCGGCGGGGGGGGCAGCGGCGGGCUGUACUCGGCGGGGGUGCAGCUGCUCAGCGUGGACAGACUCCUGGGGAAAGACGCGGCCCCCCGGUCCCUGCCCCCGCCGGGGAGAACGGGCGCCGCCCACCCGCAGCCGCUGCGCAUGGAGGAGCUGCUCAACAUCCGGCUGGACCGCGUGACCUUUGACCUGUCGCAGCCGCCCUACGACUCGCUGCAGACCUACGAGUUCGAGGGCCGCGACUCCCGCGCCGAGUCCCUCAGCUCCCUGGAGAGCGAGGCGGAGAGGGAGGACGGGAGAGAGGCCGGGGGCAUGGAGGAGCUGAACGAGAAGUUCCAGAGGCUGGUGGAGAUCAUCCGAGACCGCAGGAAGGAGAGGCAGAGGGAGGCGGAGGAGAAGGAGAAAGGGAUGGAGGGAGGAGGGGGGGCAGAGGCGGAGGAGCAGAACCAGAGCAAAGAAAAGCAACCGCAGAGAUGGGACUUCUAG